Molecule: messenger RNA, 3542 nt
Organism: Cucurbita maxima (winter squash)
Lineage: Eukaryota; Viridiplantae; Streptophyta; Magnoliopsida; Cucurbitales; Cucurbitaceae
Product: protein SPA1-RELATED 3-like
Exons: 7
Coding region: 705-3260 (851 amino acids)
Biological process (GO): photomorphogenesis; protein phosphorylation
Molecular function (GO): protein binding; protein kinase activity; ATP binding
Source: RefSeq, a predicted model, not a curated record
AAUAAAGCAAUGGAUAAUGAAGAUCAUCGGCCUGCAAAAAGCCCAAAAAAAUUGGUGGGAAAUUUGAGAAAAAGCGCUUCUCAGUUUCAGAGGGAGCAAAAUGGGAGAUGGAAAAUAACUGGGAAUUUUGUUUUUGAUUAUUUUAUAGUCUGCAUUAUAAACGGUCCGUGUUUUUUGUGGGAAGAUUGUGUGUGCUUUUUUUCUUUCUUUAGUGAAAAAAUACAGAUAUUUUGUGAGGUGGUGGUGAUUUUGAGUGUGGGGUGCAAACUAAAGCAUCGGGUUUCUUUGGUGGAAUGAAUGAGUGCUCUUGCGGCUCGGGAAUUGCCUCGCAGGAACUGAAUUCUACUCUUUCAUGGUGAUUUUUGUGGCCAUCAUGUUGUUUUUAGAUUCUUUCUCAAGGUGGGUUUGAUUCCUUUUCCUUUUAUUUCCCCUCUUUUGUUGGGAAUUUUCUAUUCUUUCAAAAGGGUUGCUUGUUUUUGGGUUGAGUUUGCUGGUUACCAUUGUUUGUGACAUGUUUGCUUAGGUGAACGAGGGGUUCUACAGCGUUUCUUCUUGUUUUGACUCGUUUUGCCUUUUGUGGGUUGUUGUAUGUGUACAAGGUUUUGAACUCUGAGCUCGUUCGUGUGUGAGGGGUAGAUAUAAAGAGUGAUGAUGGUAGAUGACAGGGUCUGUGAUAGUAGUGGAGGAAUGUUUCAAGCGCUUGGAUGUGUGUGUAUUUGUUUAUAUGGAGCUUUAAGUGGAUAACAAUGGAGGCAUCAUUUGAUCACCUUAGGAACCAGGAUGAUUUAUCUGGGGUUUGUGAGGAAGAUAUACUAGCUGACCCUUAUGUGCCUUCUCUUAAAUGGAGUGAUAUUAGCUUGAGGCAAUGGUUGGAUAAGCCAGAAAGAUCUGUGGAUGCUUUAGAGUGCCUUCAUAUAUUUAGCCAAAUAGUGGAGAUUGUUAACAUUGCUCAUGCUCAAGGCAUUGUUGUUCACAAUGUGCGUCCUUCAUGCUUUGUUAUGUCCUCUUUCAACCAUGUAACCUUUAUUGAGUCGGCAUCGUGUUCAGAUUCUGGCUCUGAUUCUCUUGAGGAUGGCCUCAAUAGUCAAACUGUAGAGGUUAUAAAAGCAUCUUCUCCCUUUCCAAGCAGUCUUGGAAGUGAGGGUUUUCGAUCUAUUAUGACCCCGAUAAAUGCUUUGUCAGAAACUAGUUGUAUGCAGUCGAGUUCAGUGUAUGCAGCUCUAAUAUCAUUGAAUGAAGGGUCUGGAGAAUGUAGAAAAAAGGAUGGACGACAUGUGGAAGAAGCUGAAGAUAAGAUGCAAUCGUUUCCAAUGAAACAGAUAUUAGCCAUGGAAACUACUUGGUACUCUAGCCCGGAAGAGGCGUCUGGUGGUCCAAGUUCCAGUGCUUCAGAUAUCUACCGGUUAGGCGUUCUUCUUUUUGAGUUAUUCUGCUCCUUCAGCUCGAGAGAAGAAAAGAGUAGAACUAUGUCGAGCUUGAGGCAUAGAGUGCUUCCUCCUCAAUUGCUGUUGAAGUGGCCAAAAGAAGCUUCAUUUUGCUUAUGGUUACUGCAUCCCGAGCCAAGUAAUCGACCUAAGCUAAGUGAUAUAUUGCAGAGUGAAUUUCUCAAUGAGCCAAGAGAUGACCUUGAAGAACGUGAAGCAGCAAUCGAGCUUAGGAAAAGAAUUGAAGAGCAGGAGUUACUGCUAGAAUUCCUUUUGCUUAUGCAACAAAGAAAGCAGGAAGCUUCUCAUAAGUUGCAAGAUACUAUUUCUUUUCUUCGCAGUGAUAUCGAACAAGUUAUGAUGCACCAAACUAAUUUUAAAAGAAAAAGUAGGUCAUGUCCAGAUCUAGAAAAGGACAAUCAUUUGCCUUUAAAUCUCUCUUCAACGACUCGCGUUGAAAAUACUGAUUCUGCUGGCUUGGGAUCAAGGAAACGAUGUAGGCCAGGAAUUUUGAUACCCGAUUUAGAAGUAUGUGGUGAUAAUCUUGAUGACAAUCAAAACGAACAAGGUGUACUUUUUAAGUAUUCUCGAUUAAUGAAGAACUUCAAGAAAUUGGAGUUAGCUUAUUUUUUGAUGAGAGGUAGAGUAAACAAGCCAUCAAGGAGGCAGUUUAUUAAACACUCAUCAAUAAGUAGCGAAGGUAGAGGGUCCACUGUUGUGAAUGAAAGAAGUUCAGUUAAUAAUUUGGCUUCAAAAAAGAGUUGCAAUGAUAAUAGACAAGGUGGGUGGAUAAGUCCGUUCCUGGAGGGUUUGUGCAAGUAUCUAUCCUUUAGCAAGUUAAAGGUCAAGGCAGACUUGAAACAAGGAGAUCUAUUGAAUUCCUCCAAUCUAGUAUGUUCUCUCAGUUUUGACCGCGAUGGAGAAUUCUUUGCCACGGCUGGUGUUAAUAGGAAAAUUAAAGUGUUUGGAUAUGAAUCAAUCGUGAACGAAGACCGUGAUAUUCAUUACCCUGUUGUUGAAAUGGCUAGCAGGUCGAAACUAAGCAGUGUUUGUUGGAAUCGUUACAUCAAAAGUCAAAUUGCUUCUAGUAAUUUCGAGGGUGUAGUGCAGGUAUGGGAUGUCACAAGAAGUCAAGUAGUCACUGAAAUGGAAGAACAUGAGAGGCGCGUAUGGUCCAUUGACUUCUCAUCGGAGGAUCCAACAAUAUUGGCUAGCGGGAGUGAUGAUGGUUCAGUUAAGCUCUGGAGUAUCAAUCAGGCAAUUCUACUUUUGCACUUGGGUAUGAGUAUCGGCACGAUCAGAACAAAAGCCAAUGUCUGCUGUGUACAAUUCCCUGUGGAUUCUGGUCGGUCCCUUGCGUUCGGUUCAGCUGAUCACAAAAUUUAUUACUACGACAUGCGGAAUAUUAGAGUUCCUUUGUGCACCUUCACUGGACACAGCAAAACUGUGAGUUACGUCAAGUAUAUAGAUUCGAGCACUCUCGUUUCUGCAUCAACUGAUAACACCUUGAAGCUCUGGGAUUUGUCCAUGUGCUCGUCCCGGGUUAUUGAUUCUCCAGUUCAUUCCUUCACGGGCCACAUGAAUGUAAAGAACUUUGUGGGACUAUCAGUGUCUGAUGGUUACAUUGCUACAGGUUCAGAGACAAAUGAGGUCUUCAUCUACCACAAAGCCUUUCCAAUGCCAGCAUUAUCAUACAAGUUUGAAAUCGAUCCUCUUUCUGGUCAUGAAAUGGACGCCGCUGCACAAUUCAUCUCGUCGGUUUGUUGGCGAGGCCAGUCAUCUUCAUUAGUUGCUGCAAACUCAACUGGGCAUAUCAAAAUUCUGGAAAUGGUUUAGAGAGGAGGGGCCAUGUCUUAAAUGCAGAAAGGUUGAGGCAGACCAGUAUGUUGUAUACCCAAGAAGUACACAGGUUAGAUCUAAAUAAUUUGGCAUUACAAUAUCAUAAUGGCUGUGGGCUUUUGUUUUGGAAGAGAUUGGUAUUGUUCAUGUUUGUAGAUAGAAAUUCAAGAGAGUAAGAGAGAUAGGGGGAUUUGUGUAUAAAUUGAAUACAAAAUCGCACAAACGAGCGGAGUUUUCAUAUUUACUGCUUAGGAAAUAGAUGCCCUAUCCAUUGAGCUA